This is a messenger RNA of Danio rerio (zebrafish), 528 nucleotides long. It is a transcript of the gene fabp6, whose product is annotated as fatty acid binding protein 6, ileal (gastrotropin). Gene Ontology annotation, molecular function: lipid binding. Gene Ontology annotation, cellular component: cytoplasm. NCBI's taxonomy places the organism in Eukaryota, Metazoa, Chordata, Actinopteri, Cypriniformes, Danionidae. The record is from RefSeq and is marked validated.
AGUACCUCAGCUCUCAACCCGCUCUUCUUCUCCGCUCAAUCAACACCAAAACCAUGGCUUUCAACGGCAAGUGGGAAACCGAAUCUCAGGAGGGAUAUGAACCAUUCUGCAAACUGAUCGGUAUCCCUGAUGAUGUCAUCGCAAAGGGCCGUGACUUCAAGCUUGUGACAGAGAUCGUCCAGAACGGAGAUGACUUCACAUGGACCCAGUACUACCCCAAUAACCAUGUUGUGACCAACAAAUUCAUCGUAGGCAAAGAGAGCGACAUGGAGACUGUAGGAGGGAAGAAAUUUAAGGGCAUAGUUUCCAUGGAAGGAGGCAAGCUGACCAUAAGCUUCCCCAAAUAUCAACAAACAACUGAGAUCAGCGGUGGAAAGCUGGUGGAGACCUCCACAGCCAGUGGCGCCCAGGGUACCGCUGUUCUUGUGCGCACAAGCAAGAAGGUUUAACCGCAUUGUUGAGAUGAAUGACCCUUUUCUGCUCUGACACUCAAUUUACUGAAUAAAGUGUACGAGCUAAACUGAUAAA